AUGUUUCAUGAAUUGAGAGAAGGUGGAGUCUUUAGGCAUCUAAAACUAUUUGUACAAGUAAAGAAACUAACUGGACAGGUUACAUAUCUUGUGGAGCGUGGUAGGUUCUCUAAAGGAAUUUUGGCCUGUGCACAGGAAUCUAGAGGAUAUGCAUUGUUGACAACAGAAUUAGCAGGUUCAAUGUUUCAGAUAAAUAUUAGAAAGAUAUGGGACUGGUUGAUGAAUGAUGGUGUGUUGAUGAUUGGCGUGUAUGGCAUGGGAGGAGUGGGGAAAACAAGUGUGCUAAUACACAUACAUAAUAUGCUUUUAACAGCAGUCACCAACUUUGAUAGUGUGUUUUGGGUGACUAUCUCACAGUCAUAUAGCAUUCACAAAUUGCAGUGUGAUGGGGCCAAAAUAGUUGGGAUAGAUAUUUCAGAAGAAAGUGAUGAAAGGAAAAGAGCUGCAAGAUUAUCAUGGGCCUUCAAGAGAAGGAAGAGAUGUAUCCUUUUUCUAGAUGAUGUGUGGAAUCAUUUUCCUCUGGAGAGGGUGGGAAUUCCUGUGAGAACAGAUGGGCUAAAAUUGGUUUUGACAAGUCGUUCGUUAGACGUGUGUCGAAGGAUGAAUUGUCAAAACAGUGUCAAAGUGGAGCCUCUUUCUAUGGAAGAAGCAUGGACCUUAUUUGUAGACAACCUUGGACAACAGACUUCGCUUUCUCCAGAAGUAAAAAAGGUUGCUAGAUCUGUUGCAAAACAAUGUGCUGGUUUACCCCUAGCAAUUAUUACAAUGGCCAGGAGCAUGAGGGGAGUGGAAGAAUUUUGUGAGUGGCGGCACGCGCUGGAAAAACUAAGAAACACUGAAGAAAGGUUGGAGGAAAUGGACAUGGCGGUGCUCCGUGUGUUGAGAUUUAGCUAUGAUCACUUGGAUAAUGAAAUGAUACAGCAGUGCUUCCUAUGCUGUGCAUUAUAUCCUGAAGAUUUUGAAAUAGACAGGGAUAUUUUGAUAGAAAGUUUUGUUGAUGAGGGACUGGUGAAUGGAAUGAAAAGUUUGGAGGCUAUGUUUGAUGAAGGACACACCAUACUGAAUAAGCUUGAGAAUAAUUGUCUUUUGGGGAAAGUGGAAAAUUAUGUUGGUCAGGAUGCCAGCAGUCAUAUAGUUAUCAGCAUGAUGAAAAGGGGAAGCCAACAAGUGGAAGGCUAUUAUGUCGGAAGUCAAUUGGUGAUAAUGCAUGAUCUGGUGAGGGCCAUGGCUAUUGAUGUUAUAAAGGUGAACUACCAUUUCCUGGUGAAGGCUGGGUUGCAAUUGACUGAGAUUCCAGACGAAGUAGAAUGGACUGAGGACCUAGAGAAGGUUUCCUUGAUGUGUAAUUGGAUAAAUGAAAUUCCAACCGACAUAUCACCUAGGUGUCCUAAACUUAGAAUCUUGAUUUUGAAGCAUAAUGAAUCCUUGACUAGGAUCUGUGAUUCUUUUUUUGUUCACAUGUCUGCUCUCGAAGUUCUUGAUUUGUCUUUCACAGACAUUGAGGUUUUGCCAAAAUCUGUGUCUGCACUGAGUACCCUCACUGCUUUGUUGCUAACAUCUUGUAAGCGAUUGAAGCACAUGCCUUCACUAGCAAAGCUUCAGGCCUUACUACGCUUGGACCUAUCUUUUACUGCAAUCACCGAAAUACCUGAAGGUUUGGAAGUGUUGGUCAACCUUAAAUGGCUUAAUCUUUAUGCGAAAAGUUUGGUGUCAUCAGGAAAAGAAAUAGCGAAUUUGACUCAACUCCAAUUUCUUAUUCUCCAUUGGUGGUCAAGAAAUAUAAAAGUGAAAGUAGAGCAUAUAUCAUGCCUGAGAAAGUUGGAAACUUUUGCUGCUAACUUGUGCAACAUGCAUCAUUUUAAUGCCUAUGUGAAAAUAAUGCAUAAAUAUGGGCCCAGAAGUUACCUUCUUCAGUUAGACACUGAAGAGUCUCUAGGUAAAUCUCCACGGUGCUUUUUUGCUGAAGUUUGUUUCAGCAAGGAUGUGAUCAUUUCAAAUAGCAAAAUCAGAACAGGAGAAACACCCCUAAUGCUCCCUUUCUACAUUCAACGCUUGAAGGUUGAAACAUGUCAUGACAUACGGAGCCUAUGUGAUGUUAUGUCAUUAAACAAUACCACCUCUUUAAAGCGCUGUGAGAUUGCAGAUUGUGAUGGACAAGAGUACUUGUUUUCUUUAUCUUGCUUUUCCUCAUGCUGCACCUCUCGUCGCAGCUUAGAAUCAUUGGAACUCAAUAGCCUGAAAAACUUACACAGUUUGUGCAAGGAAAUUGAAGCCGUGACUCAAACCUUUCCAUCAGGAGGAGCUUUUAGUUGUCUCAAGUACUUUUGCAUCUAUCAUUGUCCAAAUAUCAAGAAGCUUCUGACUCCUGGAUUGCUAGCUUAUCUACAGAACUUAGAAGAGAUAACUGUUCAUAAUUGCAAGUCAAUGCAGGAAAUAAUUUCCGUAGAUGGCAUAGAUUAUGAAAGCUACGGGGGUAAAAAUUCUUGUGUGGGUAAUAGAGACGCUAUUAUAGUUUCACAUUCAAAGUUAGUGUCAUUAUCAUUGAAGCACCUACCAGAACUCAGGAGCAUAUGUAGAGGACAAAUGGUGUGCGAGUCUCUACAAAACUUUAGGAUCUUUAAAUGUCCAAAACUGACGAGGCUCCCAGAAACUGCAACCUCGGUUCAGAUUUUGUACGAUUCUUUCUAG
Molecule: messenger RNA, 2688 nt
Organism: Sphenostylis stenocarpa
Lineage: Eukaryota; Viridiplantae; Streptophyta; Magnoliopsida; Fabales; Fabaceae
Source: the annotation of a GenBank genome assembly